AUGGCGGCCAGGAUGCAUUCAAGGUCGGCACCUGGAUGUCAGCGUAUGCCGGUGUGCGAAAGCUGGGAUCGGGACACGGGCACCGACGGAUUCACAGCCCUUUCGGCUGCCGGCGGCGGUUCGCUCAACUUCCCAUCGAUUGCGGCCGGCGGCAAUCAGCUGAUCGGAGUAGACCAAAACAACGAGCAGUUCCUUGGUGCCGUUGGGAAGGGUAAGGGACGCAAAAAGCUUCGUCUGCUGAAGCCGAAAAUCAAACAACUGUACGAUGUGGAAGUGCUGCCAGCCGAGUAUCUCGGACCGAAGAUUGAGUAUAGUGUGAACCUCCCACGUGUGACCGCCCAGUUGGAGAAACUAAUGGGGACCAAUGUGGUGCGGCUGACCGACCGGAAGUACAUGCAGGAUCUGCAACGUCGCAUUCAGGAGGAUUACAAUGUGACCCUGGAGAAACGAAUCAGCGAGAGGGAGCACGAAGAGCUCGAACGUCAAAAGUACCUCAUCCUGAACGGCAAAUAUAGCUUGCACAACUGCCCUCGAAACCUGAUUCCUCUGCACAGCAUUGUACUGGCGAAGGAGCUCGAGAGGGAGCGCAGUCUCAUCCUCUCUGGAGCAGGCGAUUCCAUACCGGAGGAUUUUAAUAGCUCUGUUUUCGGCAUCAACAAAAAGACAAACCAAAUCAUUUGCAACAAGCGAGAGAAGCUCAAAACCAUUAGGGAGAAGAACGCCGAACGAUUGAUCAAGCAAGGACUUCGCUGGGAGCGUGAGCGACUUCAGAUGGAGGACUACAACCGGCAGAAGGAAAUCGAACGUCGCUCCCGGAGGGAGGCCUUGCUGGAAAAGGAGAAGUUGUACAUGAUCGAGGAUAACGAGCGGGCGCUGAACUUGCUCCGAAUGAAGACCAGGAAGGGACCCUGUCGGGACAUGGAUUUGAGAUCGCUUCUAAUGCAGCAACGACAAGAGUUGGGAGAGAAAAUCAAGAAGCGUGACUUCGAUUUGAACGACGAGAAACGAAUGGAUUCCGAUCGGAGCAAGGAGAAAAAGCGUCGCCACAAGAAGUAUUCGGUGAAGAGUGCGCCGGAUGUUCCGGAAACACAUGUAUCUUCACCUGAGGAGGGCUACAUUUCGAUGAACCAGGGGGAGACUCCAAGCGAGCUGGAAACGUCGAUUAUGCUCAAGAUUGAGAAGGAUAGCAAGGAUUCCGGGGAUGAAUCGGAUCCGCUGGAUGAUGCGAGUACUGUUGACGUGACUGAUGGGGCCGCCGGUUCGGAGAUUGACUAUGCCGAAGCUGCCGAAGCGGAAGCGAUGAAGGAAGAAAUGAACAAGAUGCUGGAGAAGAAGAAGGUAAAGACAAGGAACGAGGAUCCGAAGAUAACCAGAUUGAAGGAGGCAGAUACUAUCAAUGAAAUCUAUAACAUUGCUGAUGAGAUUAUUGUUUUGGAGAAGAAAAAACUGAAGAAAGGAUUUGGGGUGAAGUAAAUACAGGUUAGCCAGAAAAUUUGUAGUAAACGUUUUCGCCAAAGGCGAUUCAAAUUGAUUGUGAUAAAAAAUUAACUUAGUCAGAUUAUGUUGUAACACAAUUGUUGUUUAAUUGAAAGAAUUAAAUAGAGAUAUAUUUGUGGAAUUUAGAGAAGUUGUUCAC
Toxorhynchites rutilus septentrionalis is the source of this 1636-nucleotide messenger RNA. RefSeq names its product calponin homology domain-containing protein DDB_G0272472. Lineage: Eukaryota; Metazoa; Arthropoda; Insecta; Diptera; Culicidae. The transcript has 7 exons. The record is from RefSeq and is a predicted model, not a curated record. Bases 1 to 1473 code for a protein of 490 amino acids.